Caenorhabditis remanei is the source of this 1263-nucleotide messenger RNA. RefSeq lists its product as uncharacterized. The record is from RefSeq and is a predicted model, not a curated record. Lineage: Eukaryota; Metazoa; Nematoda; Chromadorea; Rhabditida; Rhabditidae. Gene Ontology annotation, molecular function: protein binding. Bases 1 to 1263 code for a protein of 420 amino acids. The transcript has 7 exons.
AUGUCGGAAGAAAACGAUAAUGUGGCUCCGACGAACAACGAAAAUGAUAUUUCGAUGGAAGAGGAAGAAGUGACUCAAGAAACCGAUGGGAGCGAAAAGGAAAACCAAGACACUUCUCGCAACGAAAUAGUGGAGAAAAUGUUUGAAAAGCUCUUGGAAAAGCAGAAAAAUAUAAAAAAAUCGAUCACGGAAAUUGUCGACAAGCUCUGUUCAGUCGAAAGCGAGCUUCAAUUGAUUCGAGACGACUUGAAACCAAAAACAGUGGCAGCGACAGUUCCAGAACAAACCGAUGAUGAAGAUGAAACAGAUUCAGAAUCUAAAACCGAGAGCGUUACCAUGCCGACCACAGGAAAAUACUUCGUAUUGAAACAUGUCUUCAAGAAUGUCACAAAUAUGAAGGAAGGUGAAGAUCAUUGGUCAGAAACGGAAGAGCAUAUUGGAGUUGAAUGGAGAAUUGAUGUGUAUCGAACAAAAGAGGAUUUAUCGUUCUUUCUCAAAUGUCUUAAAUUGACUGAAAUUGGAAAAUGGUCCAUUGAAGCUCAGUGGAAACAAGCCUUACUGUCGAAAAGCACGGAGAAUCGAUUUAAAGUAGUAACUAAAAAAUCAUUCGGCACUGUCGAUACAAGCAAUGGCACUUGGGGUUUUCCGAAAUUCAUUGGAUGGGCGGAAAUGGAAAAAGACUUUCUUGUGGAUGACCAACUGACUGCUGAAAUUCACGUGAAAAUCAUGGAAACAACUGGAAUUUACAAGGAUAAUCUGAGAAGUUUCGACGAGACAAUGGAAGAAUUUUCGGAUGUUGUACUAGUUGUCAAUGACGAGAAAUUCUACGUUUCAAAAUUGUAUUUGGCUGCUCACUCUCCAUAUUUCAAAGCUUUGGUUUUGGGAAAUUUCAACGAUUCGAAGAAAUCUGAAAUCAAAUUGACUGGAAUUGAUGCAGAUGACUUUCAGAACUACCUCGAACUACUUUAUGGAGAAUACUCAAUUGACGAAUUCACUGUGGAAGGAAUUCUUCUCGUCGCUGACAUGUACGACACUCCAUUGAUCAUUCGCAAAUGCGAAGAGUUUUUACUCGAAAAAUCAAAGAAGACAUUGAAGAAGAAGCUGCAGCUGUCCAUGAAAUACCAUCUGGAAGCCUUGAAUAAACAAUGCCGCAAGGAGAUCAAAUCGAUCGCUGACAUUAAAUCAGUUCUACCAGGAGACAUUCGUGAUUUGGAUCCAUCGAUUACAACUGAAUUUUUGGAAAUUGCGCUCUCUAUUCAAUAA